Brachypodium distachyon (stiff brome) is the source of this 1998-nucleotide messenger RNA. RefSeq names its product pyruvate kinase, cytosolic isozyme. The transcript has 3 exons. Gene Ontology annotation, biological process: glycolytic process. The record is from RefSeq and is a predicted model, not a curated record. Gene Ontology annotation, cellular component: cytoplasm. Bases 120 to 1664 code for a protein of 514 amino acids. Gene Ontology annotation, molecular function: magnesium ion binding; pyruvate kinase activity; potassium ion binding. NCBI's taxonomy places the organism in Eukaryota, Viridiplantae, Streptophyta, Magnoliopsida, Poales, Poaceae.
CACGACUCUAUAAAAAUCCCGCGACCAAAUCUCAUCGCACUCUCCACACACAAACCCCCACCCCCCAUCUCGUCUCAAACUCAUCUUCUCCGGAGGAGAAGCCAGCCACCGGAUCGGCGAUGGCGAACAUCGACAUGGCGGCGGUGCUGGCGGACCUGGAGCGGGACGCGGCGGCGGACGCGCGGGUGCCCCGGACGAAGCUGGUGUGCACGCUGGGCCCGGCGUCGCGGUCCGUGCCCAUGCUCGAGAAGCUGCUCCGCGCCGGGAUGAACGUCGCGCGCUUCAACUUCUCCCACGGCACCCACGAGUACCACCAGGAGACCCUCGACAACCUCCGCCAGGCCAUGCACAACACCGGCGUCCUCUGCGCCGUCAUGCUCGACACCAAGGGACCUGAGAUUCGUACUGGAUUUCUGAAGGAUGGUAAACCAAUCAAGUUAACAAAGGGUCAAGAAGUCACUGUUUCCACUGAUUAUGAUAUCAAGGGCGACUCGACUAUGAUCUCUAUGAGUUACAAGAAACUUCCUGUAGAUGUGAAGCCUGGUCAUGUCAUACUAUGUGCCGAUGGUACCAUCUCCUUGACUGUUCUGUCUUGUGAUCCAGAAGCUGGAACUGUGAGAUGCAGGUGUGAGAACACUGCAAUGCUUGGAGAGAGAAAGAAUUGCAAUUUGCCAGGAAUUGUUGUGGAUCUUCCUACAUUGACUGAGAAGGAUAAAGAAGAUAUUUUGGGAUGGGGUGUCCCAAAUGAUAUUGACAUGAUUGCUCUGUCAUUUGUCCGUAAAGGAUCAGAUUUAGUAACCGUCAGGAAGCUUCUUGGACAGCAUGCUAAGCGCAUUAUGUUGAUGUCAAAGGUUGAAAACCAAGAGGGCAUUGUAAACUUUGAUGAAAUUUUGAGGGAAACCGAUGCCUUUAUGGUUGCUAGAGGUGAUCUUGGAAUGGAGAUUCCAGUUGAGAAGAUCUUCCUUGCACAGAAAAUGAUGAUUUACAAGUGCAACCUUGCUGGCAAGCCUGUUGUUACAGCUACACAAAUGCUUGAAUCAAUGAUCAAGUCCCCUAGGCCAACUCGUGCUGAGGCUACAGACGUUGCAAAUGCUGUGCUUGACGGAACUGACUGUGUCAUGCUCAGUGGUGAAAGCGCAGCUGGAGCAUACCCUGAGGUGGCUGUGAAGAUCAUGGCCCGUAUCUGUGUUGAGGCGGAAUCUUCCCUGGACAACGACGCCGUCUUCAAGGAGAUGAUCAGGUCCGCACCCCUUCCGAUGAGCCCAUUAGAGUCUCUUGCAUCCUCAGCCGUGCGAACUGCCAACAAGGCCAGGGCUACACUGAUCGUCGUCUUGACUCGUGGUGGCACCACGGCCAAGCUGGUCGCGAAGUACCGUCCCAGAGUCCCAAUCCUAUCUGUGGUCGUCCCGGUGCUAACAACAGACUCGUUCGACUGGACCAUCAGCUCCGAGGGCCCAGCAAGGCACAGCCUGAUCUACAGAGGCCUGAUUCCUCUCCUCGGCGAGGGCUCUGCUAAGGCCACCGAUUCAGAGUCAACAGAGGUGAUCCUGGAUGCUGCGCUGAAGUCUGCUGUAGAGAAGCAGCUGUGCAAGGCCGGUGAUGCUGUCGUCGUUCUGCACCGUAUCGGCAUGGCCUCAGUCAUCAAGAUCUGCACUGUGAAGUGAUCACCAGGCACGGUGACUCGAGGUGCCGCAGUCCAUCCUGCUUGGUUUUUUUGUGUGGCAAAAACUUACCUGCUUGUUCGACUCCAAUCUUCCGGAGACAAAUUAAUUAUCCCUUAAGCGCCAUCCUUGCAGUUUGCAGGGUUCCUGUAGGAGAGAGAGGACUCCAUUAUAUAGAGCUCUGUUAUUACCGUUGAUGCCCUGUAGUAUCUGGCAGGUCGUUUCCAUCUCAUGCCUGCACAAUUUUUUUCUGGUAGCUGCUGCUUGUUGUAUUCUCUGGAGUACUCUGUUAGUGAUGUCAAUACGUAUGGUAAUAAGAUUGGCAUUAUCCUCGGCA